Molecule: messenger RNA, 336 nt
Organism: Clonostachys solani
Lineage: Eukaryota; Fungi; Ascomycota; Sordariomycetes; Hypocreales; Bionectriaceae
Source: the annotation of a GenBank genome assembly
AUGCCCUUCUUCUACUCCGCCAGCACAAGCUGGAACGUCUCCUCCAACAUCAAUCGAAAUGGCCACAUGAGCUCGCACUCCUACUCCGAGCAAAGCCGUACCACCCCCGAGGGGACGACGGUGCGCACCGCCUACCAGCAAAACAACGACCCCGUCGAGUUCACCGAGCAGCGCUUCGGGCCCGGGCAGAACCGCCUGCACCGCUCCGGCGACCAGAACACCACCCGUCGUGUCGAGGAUGUGACGGACCAGGAAACAUGCCGAUGCGGCCAGCGGGAGAUCAAAGAGGCUCCUGUUGAGAAGAAGAAGAACGAGCUUGACGCGAAGAAGGAGUGA